GAAAUGUUUACGUUAGGUGAGAGGUUUUUACAAAAUACAUUGGAACAGAAUCAUUUUGUUCUGGAGUUACUUUUCCUACAUAUGGAAUCGCAGCGAGCAUGUAGAAUGUUUCCGUGUCAUUGAGCAUGAAAAUUUUUAAGCCGUAUUUCUGGCUUAUUUUUGAUAUAUAUUCUAAAAAUACAUCUUCCGCGGAAAGAUACUAACAUCAUCUAUGCAAUUACUGGAGGGCUCGUAAUUGGUAAUACAAUUUUGUAUAAAAAUGUCCCAUAUUUCCUUAAUCGGUGCCAAUUUGUCCAUGCUUCUACGCUGCUGUCUAGUAUUUUUAUCAUCGAAGCGAAUCAUACGAGUUAAAAAAUCAAAUCUUUUCUCGGAAAAUACUGCGCAAUAAAUUCCGCGACCAAAUACUUUUGACCACAUAUUAAUAAUAUUCAAUUUAUUUUUUUUGUAACAUGCACUAUAAUAACAUAUGCCAAAAAAUACAUUUAGCUUAAUUUCAUUAACAUGGCCCAUGAAAGGAUUGAGGUAAAUGAUUUUUUAAUCUUAAGCGUUCAACUUCACGAGCUAUUUGUUCAUUAGUGUCCAUCAUAAUUUUUUGUAAUAUAGCAUUAUCAAGUAAUACCUGAAACGCUUGUAAAGGAGUUGUAAUAUUGCACACUUUAUUUUUCGGAGACUCUCUGCAUGUGUUAGAUCCGCUGGAACGUCGACCGUGCCUGUUAGGUUCAAUUUCAGACCAUUUUAUGAGACAAUUUCUUGUUGGCACCCUUUUUCGAGGACGACUUCUUCGACGUUGUUUCUCAGCACUUUCAGAUGACAUAGAAAAAGUUGUUGCUGAAAUUGAAAAAGAAGAGGCUCGCAGACAAUGUAUUAAGGAAGUGAUAGUGGAUGCGCCACUUAGACGAGUCAAUUUCACUUUGACGGCACAUCCUUUUAAGGAUGAACUUAUCAUGCUUGGUGGUGAAUUUCACGAUGGUCGACAGACAAUCGUAUAUGGCGAUAUGUUUAUUUAUAAUAUAAAUAAGCAAGAAUGGAUACUGAUAAAAGCACCAGGAGCACCACCACCGCGAUGUGGCCAUCAGGCUGUAGCCACGACACAUCACGGUGGUGAAUUGUGGGUAUUUGGCGGCGAAUUUACCAGUCCGAGCGAGUCACAAUUCUAUCACUAUCGGGACUUAUGGGUAUUUCGAUUUACUGACAAGAAAUGGGAAAAGAUUACGACUCCAAAUGGUCCAUCAUCCAGAAGUGGACACAGAAUGGUGCACGUGAAGAAACAGCUGAUAGUGUUCGGUGGAUUCCACGACAAUCUGCGACAUGAUUAUAAAUAUUUCAAUGACGUUCAUAUUUUUGAUCUAGAGACUUACACGUGGCAGAAAAUCGAACCUACUGGUGUUGCACCUGCUCCUCGAUCAGGCUGUAUAUUGCUUCCAACUCCAGACAAUAAAAUUGUCGUAUAUGGCGGAUAUAGCAAGGAGAAAGUAAAAAAGAAUAUUGACCGUGGUUGCAUUCAUGAUGAUAUGUUUCUCCUGACGCAAGCGGACAAAAAUGAUGUAACCAAAUAUAAAUGGAUCAAUGUGAAACAAACUGGAAUCAGAAUAAAUCCAAGGUGUGGCGUUUCCGCCGCGUUAGUUCAACCCAAUCAGGCUUUCGUAUUUGGUGGUGUUUACGAUGAUGACGAUGAUGAUGAAGAUUUGCAUGGAACAUUUUACAACGAUUUGUUUGCAUUAGAUUUGGAGAAGUUAUGCUGGCGUAUUGUAACAUUAACAAAAAAAAAAGAAGUGACUGUUGCUGGUGGCCCCGAAGGACGACGAAGAAGAAGAAAACAGAAAGAAGAAAGUGGUGAAGAAGCAGAGCAGAGUAAUGAUUCUGACAAAGAAGUGGUGGAAGAUCUUUCGAGUUCCAUGCAAUCCACAGUUAUCGUAGAUGACGACGGAAUAUUCACGGUAACAAUAGGUUCAGUGGAGUCAUCUACAGCUUCUUCAUCAUUUCUUCAACCAAACUCGGCAGUAACAAAUGACACAACGACAUUUUUUCCAUUACCGCGAAUAAAUGCUGGAAUGGCGGUAAAGCACAAUAUAUUGUACUUGUACGGCGGUAUGAUGGAAGAAGGAGAUCGGCAAUACACUUUUUCUGAUUUCUACAAUUUAGAUUGCCGAAAACUGGAUGAAUGGAAAACUCUGAUAGCGGAUGAUUUGUCAUCGCAAACAUGGUUCGAGUCUUCGGAAAAUUCAGAAGAGGAUGAAAAUGAAGAUAAUAGUGAGCAAGAAGAGAGUGAUGAUGAUGAACCAGUGAAUGUUAAUGAUAAGAACUGAGCGAAAGAAAAUAAUAAAUAAUGAAAAUCGACAUGUAUAAUUUUCAUCUAUAUUUAAAUAAAUGUACAUUUUAUUACAAUCAAAUUAUGUGCACAUCAAUUCAUUCAUUUCUUUAUUUCGUGUAUAAAGUGUUAAGGUAAGGUUAUCAGACUAUUAGUUUACGAGAUAUUAAUACUUUAUUCUGACAUAUAAAGAAAGGAUAUCUUUAUUAAAUUAUGUUUAUCUGUAUCCAAAUAUUACAAACAUAAAAGGUCAUAGUCAUUUUUUUGAAUAAAAUAUCCAACAAUUUUUCUUAUAUAGUAUAAUUUCUUUGAGUCUCCUGUUCACUUGCCACUACUAUCUCAGAUUGUGAUAUCAUAAGCUAGGAAAUACACAAUAAAAACAUUUGAAUACAAAGAGUUUUGGUAUUAUUAGUGUUAUUGAUUGGACACGAUUUAUAUAUACAUAUAUAAAAUUUAAAUACAUAUAUAUAAAUUAUAAAACAUCACACAUUAUUACUAUCAUCUAUAUCAAUAUCGUACGCAUAUAUAUUCAUUUUUUAUAUCGAAUUAGUCUAACAAGGG
Wasmannia auropunctata (little fire ant) is the source of this 2869-nucleotide messenger RNA. RefSeq names its product kelch domain-containing protein 4. The coding region runs from base 738 to 2306 and encodes 522 amino acids. NCBI's taxonomy places the organism in Eukaryota, Metazoa, Arthropoda, Insecta, Hymenoptera, Formicidae. The record is from RefSeq and is a predicted model, not a curated record. The transcript has 7 exons. Gene Ontology annotation, molecular function: protein binding.